Molecule: messenger RNA, 2685 nt
Organism: Babesia ovata
Lineage: Eukaryota; Apicomplexa; Aconoidasida; Piroplasmida; Babesiidae
Product: vacuolar proton translocating ATPase subunit
Exons: 1
Coding region: 1-2685 (894 amino acids)
Biological process (GO): proton transmembrane transport; vacuolar acidification
Cellular component (GO): vacuolar proton-transporting V-type ATPase complex; vacuolar proton-transporting V-type ATPase, V0 domain
Molecular function (GO): ATPase binding; proton-transporting ATPase activity, rotational mechanism
Source: RefSeq, a predicted model, not a curated record
AUGAACGAGCGCUGCAUGGAGCGACCUUACAAGAAGUACAUCCAGCGCAUAUUGAACAUGCAGCGGAUGAUUCGCGUGCUGCAAGAGGAAAUUACGGCGUUGCCGGGCACGUUCAUCGUCAAGAACAAAAUCGAUGACUUCCUCCAAUGCGACGACGUAUACCGCCUCGACCAGGUCGAGGAGUCUCUGUUCAAGCUGUAUGGGCAGUUUGAAAAGUUUAAAAGCAACGACCUCAUGCUCAGAACUGAGCUGGAGGAGGUGCUCAACGAGUACUGCGUCAUGCUGGUGGCGCUGAAGCAGCUCAACUCGUCUAACGGACAGUCGUACCUCCCAGCCGAGGCGCCAGCGCAGCGAGGGGCAGGUACGGACGAAUCUGCGGAAUCCAACGCUAAAUUGUUGGCAGAGAGCGACGCAAACGGCGAUAUCGUCGACACGGAAAUGGUCGACAUACCGUCCUCAGCCGAGACCGACUUACAAAGCGCCACUCUGGCGUUCUCUAACAUUGCGGGUAUCAUCAGCGCGCACGACAAGGACGCCUUCUCGAGGGCUAUUUUCAGGGCCAUGCGUGGCAACGUGUACACAUUCUUCCAGGACAGCCAGGCGAUUAAGGAAGUUAUGCUUUCCCGGGGACUCAUCAGCGAAGAAGAGGCCGCGGGUCACGACAAGGAUGAGAAAAUCGUAUUUGUAAUCUACUGCCAGUCGUCCAGUAGCAGCUCCACGUUCCAAAAAUUGCAAAAACUUUGCAAUGGAUUCCAGGCCAAGCUUUUCGAUUGGUCUAAGUCACAGGCUCACAUCCGCCAAAGGUUGGGCGAGCUCGAGGAGAUCAUACGCGACAAGCAAAAGGCGCUAAACGCCUUCAAGAAGUAUUUCCGGGAGGAGAUUGCAUGUCUCCUGGAGUGCCCCAGGCCCGAGGGAAACAGUGUCGUUGAGGAAUGGGCGCUGUUCUGCAAAAAGGAGAAAUACAUCUACUAUAUCCUGAACCAUUUCGAGGCGAGUGACAUCACUCUGCGCGCCGAUUGCUGGUUCCCCGAGGAGGAAGAGGAGAACAUCAGGUCGUAUCUUUUGGCAGAGAAGUCGCAGGGACGCGUUAGCGCACUGCUUCUCGUCGACAACCAGUUCAAAAACAAGAGGUUCUAUGACGACCCAGAGACCAUGCCACCGACGUACAACAAAGGCGGAUUGUUCACACAGGCUUUCCAGAACGUUGUGGACACCUAUGGUAUACCGAGGUAUAAAGAGAUGAACCCAGCGCCAUUCACCAUCGUCACUUUCCCCUUCCUGUUUGGGAUUAUGUUCGGUGAUAUCGGACAUGGCAUGUGCGUGCUUCUGUUCGGUAUAUUCCUGCUCAUGCGUCACCGUCAAUUAAAGGAGAGCUACGGCGGCGAGAUUGCGCUCAUGGUAAUCAACGGACGGUACAUGAUCCUGCUUAUGGGUCUCAUGGCCACAUACACCGGGUUCAUAUACAACGAUUUCCUAUCUUUGCCAAACAACAUCUUUGGAUCGUGUUGGGAGCCUAAUCCCGACAGCCGUGUCAAGGUUGCAGAAGGACAGUACUUGGAGACCCUGAAGAAGUCUAGUGAAAGCUUCCCGGUGGGUUUCGGACUCGACGUGGCAUGGAUCCACGCCACCAACGAACAAACUAUGCUUCACUCAUUCAAGAUGAAGUUUUCCGUUAUAGUCGGGUUCUUACAGAUGAUUAUGGGUGUUUGCCUAAAGGGGCUGAACGCCAUAUACUUCAGGCAGCCGCUGGACUUCUUCUUCGAGUUCCUACCUCAAUUCGUUAUGAUGUGCUGCUUCGUGGGCUAUAUGAACUUCCUGAUCAUCUACAAGUGGAUCACGCCAGUCGACAACGGCUUCGCCAAACCGUCGAUCAUCACCACCAUGAUUGACAUGUGCCUGAUGAAGGACCUGACCAAGAACGACAUCAUGUUCGAGGGGCAGGAAAAAGUUCAACGCAUACUUGUCAUCCUCAUGUUGAUUUGCAUCCCCAUGAUGUUCUUCCCCAAACCCGUCAUGCUCUAUUUAGCACAGAGGCGCAGGCUAGUCAUCGGCGGAGGUGAGCCCAGGCGGGAACACGAGCUGGUCUACCGCCAACCGGACGAUAUUGAAGCAAGGGACCAGGCAAUUGACAGCGUGUCCAACAUGGAUGCCGACAGAAUGGCCGCGUCGAAAUCCCAAUUCAAGAGGGUCAGCUCUACCAGUGAAAUGCAACCGGGCGAAUUCUCGGUCACUAUUCACAGCGACGGCACUGUCACGGAGGACCAUGGAGGUGCACACGCGCAACACAACAUCGCCGAUAUCUUUAUACACCAGCUGAUUGAAACUAUCGAGUUCUCACUGGGUGUCAUCAGCAACACCUCGUCGUAUCUGCGUCUGUGGGCCCUCUCGCUGUCACACCAGCAGCUGUCAUCUGUCUUCUUCAAGCAGACGAUCUACCGCUCACUUGAGGGCGAGGGGGGCGUGGUGGCCACCGUUUUCGGCCUGUUCUUCACCUCCAUAGCCUUCGCGGUGAUCACCUUCUUCGUGAUGCUCUGUAUGGACUCGCUCGAGUGCUACCUGCACGCGCUCAGGCUGCAGUGGGUGGAGUUCCAAAACAAGUUUUUCAAGGCUGACGGCAAAGCAUUCAAGCCUUUCAACAUGAAGAUGUUGCUUGAAAACACAGAUGAGGAACCUUCCUGCGAGUGA